Molecule: messenger RNA, 2007 nt
Organism: Knipowitschia caucasica
Lineage: Eukaryota; Metazoa; Chordata; Actinopteri; Gobiiformes; Gobiidae
Source: the annotation of a GenBank genome assembly
AUGCCCCCGGUCCGCUCCACCCCCCCCCCACCACCCUCUACGCGGCCCCCCGACGUCGGGGACACGCACCCGCCUCCCUUCCCCCCACUCCAGCCCCCCGCCAACCCAACCUACCCCAUCCACCUCUGCCCCCCUCCUCUCCCGUCCCCCCCCUGCUCCCCACGAUCCGACACCGAUCCCCCCCUCCCACCGCGAUCCCGAAUCCCCCCCCCCCCCCACCGCCUCCCUCCCCAUUCCUGGACCCUCGCCGCCAGCACCCCCCUCACCGGACCCACCCUCGCCCCCCGGUCCCCCAAGCGCCCCCCCCCCCCCCCGCCCCCCCCCUGUCCCCCCCCACCACUCCUCUUACCCCGACGACUCCCCCCUCCCACCCCCCCCCCCUCGCGCCCCCCUCCGCCCCCGCCGCAGGCCCCCCCUAGUCCCCCCCCCACGCCCUGCCCACCCCUUCUCGCCGCGCCCCCGUCGUCGUCCCCCCCCCCCCCCCCGACCCUAUCCCUCUCACCUAACCCCCCCUGCCCCCCCCCCGCGCCCCCCACUCCCUGGCCCGCGCGCCCCCCUCCGUACCCGCAGUCGCCUCCGCGUGUCCCCUUCCCUGUCGCCCACCCGUCUUAUCACCCCACCAGCUCCCCCCCCCCUCUCCCACUCCUCCGCCGCCCCCCGCCCCCCCCCGCUGCCGCCCCCCCCCCAACACCCCUCCCCCGCCUCCCCCCCUCCUGGCGCUCUUCCCACCGAUCCCCCUCCCCCCCCACGUCCCUGCUGCCCCCCCUCUCCUCCGCGCACCCUACCCCCCCCCUUCCCCACGCACUCCGGCCCACCCCCUUCACCCUCCACCCCCCUCCCCCUCACCCUGCCCCCCCUCCCUCCCCUCCCCCUGACCCUCAGCCCCCCUCCCCCCCCAACCCUGUCCGCCCCCCCACUAUCCGCCCUCUGCGCCCCUCCACCCCCCCCCCCCUCAGCCCUCCCUCCCCGCCCCCCUCUUCAACGUCUACCACCCCCCUAGCCAAGCUCCCGCCCCCCCGGCCCCCCGCUGGCCCCCACCCCCCCACCCCCUGCCCGCCCCCCCCCCCCCUACCCUCCACCCAACCCAGUCCGCUACCUGCCGCCUCCCGUCCUCCGCGGUCCUCCCCCCAAUACGCUACCCACCUUUCCCCCCCCCUCCUCCCACCACCCCCCGUUACUCACGCGCCCCGCCUUUCCCCACCCCUCCCCCACCCUCAUCCCUCUCCCUGCCCUCACCUGCCCCCCCACCCCCGCCCCCCCCCCACCCCUAUCCCCCUCGCCGCCCCCUCCCGCCUCCACUUGGCCCCCCCCGCCCCCCCCCCCCCCCACCCUUCUCCCCACCCCGACCCCCCCGUCCCCGUCCCCCCUCUCCCUGCUCCCCCUCCAGCCACGGCACAGUCCCCCUGCCGACCGCCACCCUACCCGCCUCUGUCCCCCCCCCUCAACUUUCCCGCCCCCCCCCCAACCCCAACCCCCCCCCCGACCCACCUCCCCGAGCUCCCCCCCGCCGACGCCCCCCGCCCCCCUCCCUACCCCUCCCUCCCCCCCCACCCCCGGCACCCUUCGCCCCCCCCCGCCCCCUCCCCCCCCCAUCCCUUCCUCCCCUCAUCCCCCCCCCCCACCCCCCAGAAUCCAGCCCCCCUCCCCGCCCCCCCUCCAUCUCUGGCCCACCCCCCCAAACACUCCUCGACCCCCCCCCCCCACCGCCACCCCACGUCAGCCCCCAUUCGCCCCCCCUUCCCCCUUCCCCCCACUGCCCCGUUAUACCCAGCCCCCCUUCGCCUUCCGACAUCGCCCCACCCACGACCCAGCUCCCCCUCUCCCAGCUCGCCCCCCCCCUCCCUACCACGCUCCCACUCUCCCCACGUCUACCGCCCAGCCCCCCUCCACAUGCCCCCCCUCCUGUGCCCCCCCCACACCCCCAGGCCCCAGCCCCCUCGGCACCCCCCACCCAACUCGCCCCUCAUAUGUGAUGAGCGUCAUACUCUCCUGAUUGUUGAGUCGUGA